Molecule: messenger RNA, 1341 nt
Organism: Miscanthus lutarioriparius
Lineage: Eukaryota; Viridiplantae; Streptophyta; Magnoliopsida; Poales; Poaceae
Source: the annotation of a GenBank genome assembly
AUGGACGACUACGGGAGGCUGGCGCUGGCCGUGGCGGUGGUGGCAGCGGUGGCGGGCACGAGCGGCGGCGCGGCCGCGUGGGGCUGGCAGCAGCAGCCGCUGGCGCCGUGCAUGUACAUCUUCGGGGACUCGCUGGUGGACAACGGCAACAACAACGACAUCCUGAGCCUGGCGCGGGCCAACUACCGCCCCUACGGCAUCGACUUCCACGAGGGCCCGCCGGGGCGCUUCACCAACGGCCGCACCAUGGUCGACUUCCUCUCCGACAUGCUCCGCCUCCGCCCGCCGCUCCUCCCGCCCUACGCCACGGCGAGGCCGGAGGACCUCCCCCGUGGCGUCAACUUCGCGUCGGGGGGCUCCGGCAUCCUGUCCGAGACAGGAAACAACCUGGGCGGGCACUACCCGUUGUCGGAGCAGGUGGAGCACUUCCGCGCGGCGGUGAGCGACAUGGGGAACACGUCGGAGUUCCGGGGCAACGCCACGAAGGUGGCGGCGCACCUGGGCCGCUGCAUCUUCUUCGUCGGCAUGGGCAGCAACGACUACCUCAACAACUACUUCAUGCCGAACUACUACGACAGCGCGCGCAGGUACAGCCCGCGCGACUACGCCGCGCUCCUCCUCCAGGGCUACUCCGCCCAGCUCACCCAGCUCUACGGCCUCGGCGCCCGCAAGUUCGUCGUCGCCGGCGUCGGCCUGAUCGGCUGCAUCCCUUACGAGCUCGCUAGGAUGAACGACGACAACCGACCGUCGUCUGGGCCUAGUAAUCAGUCCGCGGUUGCUACCGAGGACAUUGCUAUAUCCAUUGGCAUCGGCGGCGGCGGCGGUAUCGGCAUCAGCAUCGGCAAAGGUGGCGGGAGAUCACCGUCGAUGCCAUCCCCAUACAAAGACGGAGACGGACGCAACGGCAACGGCAACGGCAAUGCAAACCCAGCCCCUGACGCCGCCGGCGGGUGCAACGAGACGAUCAACAGCGCGAUCGACAUCUACAACAAGGGCCUUCUGGCCAUGGUGAAGCGCUUCAACAACGGCGGCCCGCAGCAGCUGCGCGGGGCCAAGUUCGUCUUCCUCGACACCGUGCAGAGCGGCAAGGACCUGACGGCGAACGCCGCCGCACACGGGUUCACAGUGCUCAACCGCGGCUGCUGCGGCGUGGGCCGGAACAAUGGGCAGAUCACGUGCCUGCCCCUGCAGCGGCCCUGCGACGACCGGAGCAAGUACAUGUACUGGGACGCCUUCCACCCCACGGAGGCGGUCCACAGGAUCUACGCCUCCAAGGCCUUCAGCUCCAACUCCACCGCCGAAGUUUACCCCAUCAACGUCAGCCAGCUCGCCGCCAUUUGA